AUUAUACUUCAGAAUCACAGCAAUUUAGAGUUCAGUUGAGGAAAACCAGAUUUUUAAAUCCUCAAAAUGAUAAUCGCAAAUUUGAGAGUCUUGAAGGGGAAUAUUUGCUUAGUGAACAAUUAAAAAAGUUUGGCAAUUUGGUAUGUGAAAGGCGAAUAGUAUUUAUUAAGAAAACCUUUGAAAAUAACAAGCCAAGCUUACUACGGCCAAUACCUGUUACUGAACAAGAAGAAGAGGCAGCUAUGAGUAAAGAAAAGAUAUCAAAAGCAGAACUUUUAACAACUAUAAAUUCAUUACUAGCUUCUAUUAAUAUUUCAGAUCGCUCCAAGUAUCAUGGUUUACGGCAGAAAAAUUGUAAUCAAUUGCGAGAGAUCUUACAAAGUAUUAGAGACCUGCAAGAUAAUUAG
Molecule: messenger RNA, 407 nt
Organism: Racocetra persica
Lineage: Eukaryota; Fungi; Glomeromycota; Glomeromycetes; Diversisporales; Gigasporaceae
Source: the annotation of a GenBank genome assembly